Molecule: messenger RNA, 4435 nt
Organism: Hemiscyllium ocellatum (epaulette shark)
Lineage: Eukaryota; Metazoa; Chordata; Chondrichthyes; Orectolobiformes; Hemiscylliidae
Product: granzyme K-like
Exons: 5
Coding region: 1-813 (270 amino acids)
Biological process (GO): proteolysis
Molecular function (GO): serine-type endopeptidase activity
Source: RefSeq, a predicted model, not a curated record
AUGAAAUCAUUACAGCGUACUCUGUUCAUUUCUUUGAUUGUCAUUGUUCUAACUCCAGCUUAUCAUGGGGUGGAAAUUAUUGGAGGCCAUGAAGCUAAACCUCAUUCAAAGCCCUAUAUGGCAUCUAUCCAAUGUAACAAAAAAAAGAAAUAUGAACAUUAUUGUGGAGGGGCUUUGAUCAGAAAUAGAUGGGUACUGACUGCAGCACACUGUGAAUGUAAAGGGCCUGUUCAAGUCGUUCUUGGAGCCCAUUCUCUGUCACAGAAUGAGGAAAGUCAGCAAAAAAUUCGGGUCAAGAAGCAGUAUCCCCAUCCAAAGUUUAACAAAAAAACUCCAGAUGAUGACAUCAUGCUACUCCAACUCUCCAGUGAAGCAAAGACCAACAAAUAUGUGAAACUGCUCAACCUACCCAAAGAUAAGGAUAAGGAUAUAAAACCUGGAAUUCAAUGUACAGUGGCAGGAUGGGGACAAACAAAGUCAAAAACUCCAUCUGACACUCUUCGAGAAGUGAUGCUAUAUGUGAUCGAUCGUCAAACAUGCAACAGUAAACAAUAUUAUAAUCAUCAACCUCAAAUAACCAAGGACAUGAUCUGUGCUAGUGACCGAAAAGGCAGAGAAGAUACUUCCAUGGGUGAUUCAGGUAGUCCUUUAAUUUGCCGAAAUAAGUAUAAAGGGAUUGUGUCUUAUGGCCCUAAGGAUCCAAAUGCCAAAAAGCCUGGGAUUUACACUUUCAUAACAAAGAAAUACCUUGAUUGGAUUGAGAAAGUAAUUGGUGUGAAAACGUACAACAUGACAACUGAAGACUUGUAUUGAGAAUGACGAGUCUUAACCGUGACUCGGUUUUACUUUUAUCUUGUAGAAUUGCUUUGCUCAGAGAAGGGUUAGCAUGCAUUUGCCUAUGUUUUUAGUACAUUGUACAGGAUUCAAAUUCAACAGAAACUAAAAUGAGAAAUUCUCAGUAUGAAAUGUGUCACACUUCAUUUACUGAAUCUUUGAAUAGGACUAUGAGUUGUGAAAGUGACUAAACGACUCGAGUGAGUAAACAUUUAAGAGGUUUUGAGAUCAAGCAAUAAAUUUUGGUCACUUGUUGCAUUGUAAUUGGAACAAAUUAUUAAGUAACAGAAGCUUUACUUGACAAAAGAAAACAGUCAAUAUUCUUGCUUGACUCCCAUGGCUGCAGAAAGCUUGUGACUUUCUCUCCCAAAGUUGACAUCAAUUCUGCGCACUAAACCUCUUUUCUCCAGUUUUGACUUCUGCAAUCCGGUCCUUGCUUGUGUUCUGAUGUUGCAAUCAUACAAUAGUCUUGUUGGUCAUAGUCAUUGAUUCAUAGACAAGAUAUCCUCAACACCUGAACAACUCAUUGUUAACUCUUUACCAUGGAGCCAUUUGUCAGAUUACUUAGUUAUGCAUCCAAACUCAUUGAUCUCCACAUCUCAAGCAAAGCCUUUAAUAACUGAUUUAGACAUUUGUCCAUGCUUCCCUUUUCCAGUCAAACUGGCCAAAACCUUCUGGUUAGUAUUGAAACCCUUUCUUUUUUGAUGCUGAUGAAACAAAAUCUCAGCUUCUUUCUGUUUUUUGGGCUGAUUUUCAAAUGGGGAAAUCCUUCUAAAGUCAAUAUGUACAAGACUCCUUGGAGGGAAUAGCAGUCUAUGCAGAAACUAUGUACUCUUUUUACAACAUUAGCCAUCAUAUUUUGAUCACUAUUAGUUUAAAUGUCAGAGAACUUUUUAGUUGGUGUAAGUAUUAAUGAAAGGGGUGAAUGUUUAGUGUAACAUAGUCAGGUGAGUGAACUGAGAGGGUAAGGAAGUAGGGUGGCAGCUAUGUAGGUUGGCAAGGUGGUAGGUAAGUUGAGCAACUGGGAGUAAAUGAAUAGGUGGCAGCUGGGCUAGGUUACAGUGGGAUCAAUUCCUGAUGCAGUGUGACUUUAUAUGACUCAAAUCACACAAGCUCUUUAUCCUGAGCAUAAAUUCAUAAUUAUCCUUUCAUCAUACAAAGUCCAAAAUACACCUUAAAAGAAUUUGUUGCACAAAACUUUCAAAAUGUGCAACAGGACGGGUAUAUGAAUAGGAAGGGUUUGGAGGGAUAUGGGCCAGGUGCUGGCAGGUGGGAUGAGAUUUGGUUGGGAUAUCUGGUCGGCAUGGACGGGUUGAACCUAAGGGUCUGUUUCAAUGCUAUACAUCUCUAUGACUCUAAGAAGUAUUUUAAAAAUCGUACAAAAGAUGUAAAAAGUAUAGACAAUGAGAUCCUAUAGUUACAGACUAGCUAUUAGAUUCUGCAUCAUACAAACUAUUGAAGCUUUGAAUUAAAGCUAUCAUUUGUAACACAGGCAAUUUAAUUGUCAUUUUUCUGGAGUGAACAGUUCUCCAAUGAACCCAAAAGUUCUGACAACAUCUAAGGCCUGUGCCAUGAGUUAGUGCAGCUAUCUCCAGCUUCACAAAGAUAUUAUUGGAGGUUUGACCUCAUGAUAGUUUGGUUAUCUUACAGAACCCUAACCUCAAAUUGUCUGGAAAUCUCCUGGAAAGCAACAAGCAGCACUGCUGAUAUUUAUGCUUUAAAUUUCCCAUCAUAGCCACAGGAGACUUCUAAACUACCUUCUUACUUUUCCUGACAGACACCCUUCUAUCUGACUGAUCCUGAUGUGUCAUCACUUCACUAAAUAUACUAAUCAUCACACUCUGUAUCCCCUGAAUGCUCUCAAUGAGAUUAAGCCUAAAAAGAAGCCCUUAAAAACAUCUUAUAUAGAAACUACCCUUCCUUAUUCACAGAUUUUAAUCUUAAGAAUGCAAAAGAUAAAAAAAACGGAAACCCAUAUUUUUUUUAAAAUCAAGCACUUAGCUGAAACUCUCAUCAAAAGAAAAGAAAGCACCUUCCUCAAGUCUUUUAUCUGUCAGCUUUCAAAUCUCUAGAAAGGCAUUGUCAUUUUUGGAAUCUUGCAUGUGAAACUUCCAUAAAGUGGGAAAACAACAUGGAAAAUUGAGUUGGGAAGAUUAUUCUAAGAUAAGUUCUAUUUCUUCCUCCUCAGCUGCUCAUAUUUCCCUUCAUUGCUGCAUGUAAAUGAUGACAGAGAGACAGGCCCCAGUACCAAUUAGUUAACCUAUUUUUUCUUACUGUUAUUGCUGAAUCCAAAAAGCACCAGGAAAGGAUUACUGGAGAUCUCUGGGAAAGAGUCAAGAUCUCUGAAUUGUUUUUAGAUUGAAGCAAGGAAACCUUACAAUAUUUAUCCCUGCCUUUUUAAAGGCUGCAAAUUCUAUCUCCUGAAGGUCUGGCUUAGUUCACUGCUUUUAGUAAAGAUUUUCCCAUAUCUGUGAGAUAGUUCCGUUCCCUCAAAAAUCAACCCUCUGUAUUCAUGAUACUGUAGUGGGAGUCUCACUGCAGUGAAGCACAAUGCUCCUUCUCUUCAUCAGCAGCAGGUCCCCUUCAUUUGGUGGGGCCCACUCUCAAUUGGUAAUGGAACCUAAAAGGAGGAGACUGGGUCAGAGUCAGCAGGGUCACAGUAGCAUGAGAAAAUUGCAUGAUACCUUAAACUGCAGUGAGAGGAAAGAAAUUCACAUCACUCAUUUGCAGCUAUACAAUAGAGUCAUAGAGUCAUAGAGAUGUACAACAUGGAAACAGACCCUUCGGUCCAACCCGUCUAUGCUGAUCAGAUAUCCCAACCCAAUCUAGUCCCACCUGCCAGCACUUGGCCCAUAUUCCUUUCAACCCUUCCUAUUCAUAUACCCAUCCAAAUGCCUUUGGAAUGUUGUAAUUGUACCAGCCUCCACCACUAUCUCUGGCAGCUCAUUCCAUACACGUACCACCCUGUGUGAAAAAGUUUCCCCUUAACUCUCUUUUAUAUCUUUCCCCUCUCACCCUAAACCUAUGCCCUCUAGUUCUGGACUCCCCGACCCCACGGAAAAGAGUUUGCCUAUUUACCCUAUCCAUGUUCCUCAAAAUUUUGUAAACCUCUAUAAGGUCAUCCCUCAGCCUCCAACACUUCAGGGAAAAACAGCCCCAGCCUGUUCAGCCUCUCCCUAUAGCUUAAAUCCUCCAACCUUGACUCAUGCCAUUGUAUGAAUAUCUCAAGAUUUCAACUUUACAACUAUUCUGGUCUCUGAUGUUAUACUCCACAUAAUGUAUGUUGAUUGUGCUUCUGAUCCUUAACAUUGAAUCUUUGGAGGACGGUGUAAUUUUUUUGUGCAAAGACAAUAAUUAUCAUUACAAGUAUCUGCUUAAACAGAACAUUGUUAGUAUAAAAUGUUUGUGUAAUUUUAUAUUCUGUAUUCAUAAUGAUGUUAAUGUACAGGUACAGUUGAAGUUGAAAUGUAGAGUCAACAGAGAGCAAAUGUAACAAGUACGGUAUGCAUAUUACUGCUUUCUGUGCAGCCAAGAUUGCUGUUGUAGAACUUGUACUUGAAAAAUGAAACCUGCAGCUAAAAAUAAAUCUGUAUCCGCUUAA